This is a messenger RNA of Mercenaria mercenaria, 2058 nucleotides long. RefSeq lists its product as uncharacterized. Lineage: Eukaryota; Metazoa; Mollusca; Bivalvia; Venerida; Veneridae. The record is from RefSeq and is a predicted model, not a curated record. The transcript has 3 exons. Bases 955 to 1788 code for a protein of 277 amino acids.
UGAAUUAAAAUGUAAAUAUUGAGAAAAAACGACAGCGGUUUAUCAAUAGUAAUCGGACUAAAGCUUUUAUUUGACACUCGUGAAAAAAGAAUUUGUCAAAUUAAUGAUCGUGUAUCGAUAGGGUAAUUAUUCGUUUAAAGGAAAAAACGCUGGCUGUUUAAUUUAAAGACUUAUUAUUGACAUAUUAGAUUACUUAAUCAAUAUAAAUUUCCGUAAAGCUAGUCGUUUUUUUAAUGUUUAACAAAAGCAACCAUAGAGGAAUUUCUUGUUGCAUUGGUUAGAGUAAAACUUUAAUCAAUACUGAAUUAUGCGACAGUUUCAAACAUUUUUAAAGUAUUACAAAGAUAUUUAAAAUUACCGGGCACCGACUUCGCUUUGGUCGUUGAAAUAAAAUUAAUUCGUAAAUAAGCACAAACUUGAGAUAAUGUAUUAGCGAUUUGAAAUACCAAGAUCAGGAUAAAUUGAAAUUGAAUUACAUAUCUUGAUAUUGAUAGAUGUGUACAGGUUCAGUAAACAUUAGUUUAGUCAAGCUAGGUGCAAGUUUUAUGUUUCCUAUAUAGCAUACUUUGGCAAUAUAAAUACAAAUAUACUUAUUUAAGAAAUUGCGUGAUGACAUAAUGCUAGGUGAUAUUUGAAACGGCUUUGUUAAAACGGAUCUUAAAAAUGGAUUAAAGGCAUAUAUGAAGAUUGACAAAUCAUAUAAAAUCAGACACACUUUCAUUGAACUGCUGACAGUGGAGAGAGGGUAGAUAGUUACUCCUGACAGCGGGGAAAGUUCUGAAGAUUACUCCAGACAGCGUAGGGUGGUUACUCCAGACAGCGUAGGUUGGUUACUCCAGACAGCACAGAAAGAUUAUUCCUGACAGCGUAGAGUGGUUACUCCUGACAACGUAGGGUGGUUACUCCUGACUGCGUAAAAAGGUUACUGCUGACAGCGUAGAAAAAAUAUGAAAUAUGAGUAUGUACUUGCGCACUCGGCAAGACCUAGGUAGGAAAUUCGAAAAUAAAAAAGAAGUACUUCCUACAGUAGUACAGCUGGGCAGCACACUUCCGGCGAAGCGCGCGUAUGAAAAUGACAUUUGGACUCCGUUUAUUCCUGAAAGGAAAGAAAUCUCUCCGAGAACUGAGAGCUUGCACACUGUUAAGUGCCCAAAGUUCAAGAACUUGUACGAGUACAACAAAAAGCAUAACGAUAAAUUCAACUUGAAAAGAAAUUUGUGGAAAAUUCCAAGUCUUGGGAAUAAUUUUCUUCCCUUUCAAAAGAAAAGUCCACAUUCUUCUAGUGAGGAAGUUAUAGGGUUAUAUCGUCCGAAAUUUCACCGGUGGUAUAGUCGACUGGUGCAUGAAAACACUGUGGUCCUUCCACCGAUUGAAACCUCUGAACGGGUCAAGGACGAUGUACCUGACUCAAGUAAACUUAGUGAAAAGAAAUAUAUUGUCGAACAACACAAAAGAACAGGUCCACGCGAACGUUUUACAAGAGACGAGCUGUACAUCCCUAACGUCUAUAGCCAAUGUUUCACGUGCAGAGAAUGCCAAAAGCAGUAUGCAAAUGAUGUGUUCAACCAAACGUGGCAGUUACGUAAUGCAUCUACGCCAACGUGUAAUACUUCAAAUAGUUCUGCGAAACGUGCGGUCCUCAAACGUCAACACUGUGAUGUUUUAGGGGAAAGAUACUGUAAAUCUUGCAUAGAAAAGAGAAACAAAAACUUUUCUCUUCAGAUUGAAGAUAAACUUCUUAACAGCAAUGACCUUGACAAAGUGCAUUACAGAAGUUCAUUCUUUUAAUUAACAUUUGCUGCUGAAAAAAAACGGACGAAGGCUUAACGCUAUAUGCUCAUGCUUUAACUAGUUAUUUAUCAUGUUCUUUCAUUCCGAAAUGCUCUUCAUAGUCUAUUUCUAGGUUUACAUUAUUUAUUCAAAAUUGUUAUCAUGUAGCAGCCUUGUACACUUCAUAUAGAAAUUCGUCUGUUAACAUAGAUUCGAAUCGAAACAAAACCGAACCGAAGGCGAAGUCGUUUUUGUCGUUUCAGAAUCAGACGCUAUAUAUAUAUUAAU